AUGUCCUCAUCGAUCGAAAAUGCUGCUGUUGUAGCGCCUUCUGUAAAGACCACAGCUGUUUCAGAUGCUAAUAAAGAUAUGGAAGAAGAGACCAAGAUCUUAAUGCAUAAUGAACGCUCAUGCAUUUUUGAGUCACGCAUUGAGCAUGCAGAUUGCUGUCGUCAACGAGGUUCCAUUUAUUUUAAAGAUGGAGAUACAGAAAAAGCAGUGACGUGGUAUGAGCGUGCACUUCAUCAUGUGGACUUUGAUGAGGGCUCGUGGCACUUUGAGUUUACAGAAAAGAACCGAGAAGACGUGAAUGUAGUGAGGCUGCCAGUGUAUCUGAAUCUGGCAGCUUGUUUUUUGCGUCAAGGAGCUCCAAUUGAUGGCGAGAAACAUGAAGGUUUUCUGGCAAAAGUAGUGGAGAACGUGAAUCUCGCGCUUGCAAUUGACCCGGAAAAUGACAAGGCGCUGUAUCGUGGUGGGCGGGCGUUGUUACUGAUGGGAGAUUUGGAGGGAGCGAAGGAAAAACUGACUAAAGCAGUGAAACAUCAUCCAACGGAUAGAAAUAUACGCGAAGCGAUGGUGACGCUGAAGAAAAAGUUGGCUGAGCAUAAAAAAGUUGAGAAAGAGUGUUGGGGUGGCCGACUACUUGACGAGAAAGAGACGGACGUGAUUAAGAUUGCGAGCAAACAGCAGCAAAAGCAAGAGCAGCAGAAGAAUGAGUCCAGUAAUGCACUGUGGAUGUUUGCAGUUGUGCUUAUCGGUAUCGCUUUGGCUCUGGGUCAGCUUAGCUUCGUGGAGUAG
This is a messenger RNA of Peronospora belbahrii, 786 nucleotides long. Lineage: Eukaryota; Oomycota; Peronosporomycetes; Peronosporales; Peronosporaceae. The record is from the annotation of a GenBank genome assembly.